This is a messenger RNA of Aureococcus anophagefferens, 411 nucleotides long. RefSeq lists its product as hypothetical. The annotation marks the transcript as partial. Lineage: Eukaryota; Pelagophyceae; Pelagomonadales; Pelagomonadaceae. The transcript has a single exon. Gene Ontology annotation, molecular function: protein binding. The record is from RefSeq and is a predicted model, not a curated record.
GACGCGCAAGCACUAAAGGCGACGGGCAACGCCCACUUCGCCAAGGGCGAGGACCAGAAGGCCAUCGACGCCUACACGGCGGCCCUGGAGAAGACGGACGACGCGCCGCUGCGCGUGGCGAUCCUGAGCAACCGCGCCGCGUGCCACCUGCGCCUCGAGGCCUUCGCCGCCUGCGUCGCGGACUGCGACGGCGCGCUCGCGCUCGACGGCUCCAAGGCCAAGGCCUACUACCGCCGCGCGCGCGCGCGCGACGGUCUCGGCGAGCUCGCGGACGCGUUCCGCGAUUUGAAGGCCUGCGUGCGCCUCGAGCCGGCGAACCGCGAGGCCGUCGCCCUCGCGAGGAGCGUCAAGGAGCGCCUGAGCGCGACCCUGAAACAGGAGGGCGCCCACGAGUCGCCCGCGGUGCAGCUC